UAACCCUCGUUUCUUCAACAGAGAACAAAAAAAAAAAACCUUGCGGCUGCUCUGCUGCCAAAAAAAUCUCGUUACAUCUACACCCCUUUUUCAUGAACUGCCCAAUUCGUUAAGCGUUUCCGCCGUAGUGCUCAGCACGUGGACAUUACGAAGAAUGGUGCCCAGCUGCCCAGGGGCUUGCUAUCAAUUUUUGGGUGCUGAGUGCAGUGGUAUUUGAUUGAUGAAGGAGGCGGUGGCUGGUGUUGUUGGUUGUGGUGGAGGUGGUUUUGCUGAUCAGUUGUCGUAGAGGGUAGGAAAGAAAAAAAGUUGAAAAUGAGUUCAGACAGCCGCAGCAGGAGCAGAAGCAGGAGCAGGAGCCCAAUGGACCGUAAGAUCCGUUCUGAUCGAUUUUCCUAUCGUGAAGCACCUUACAGGAGAGAUUCACGUCGGGGUUUCAGCCGAGACAAUCUGUGCAAGAACUGCAAGAGGCCUGGUCAUUAUGCAAGAGAAUGCCCUAAUGUUGCAAUUUGCCACAACUGUGGCCUCCCUGGGCACAUUGCUUCUGAAUGUACCACAAAGUCGCUGUGCUGGAACUGUAAAGAACCCGGUCACAUGGCCAGCAAUUGUCCCAAUGAGGGCAUUUGCCACACCUGUGGUAAAGCUGGACACCGUGCUAGGGAAUGCACAGCUCCUCCGAUGCCUCCAGGGGACUUAAGGUUGUGCAACAACUGUUAUAAGCAGGGCCACAUUGCAGCUGAAUGUACGAAUGAGAAGGCAUGCAACAACUGUCGAAAGACAGGCCACUUGGCACGGGAUUGUCCUAAUGAUCCUAUUUGUAACUUGUGUAACGUUUCUGGACAUGUGGCUAGACAGUGUCCGAAAGCCAACGUUCUCGGAGACCGCAGUGGUGGUGGUGGUGGUGGCGGUGGAGGUGGUGGUGGUGCUCGUGGUGGUAGUUACCGAGAUGUUAUAUGCAGGAACUGCCAGCAAUUAGGUCACAUGAGUAGGGAUUGCAUGGGCCCCUUGAUGAUUUGCCACAAUUGCGGAGGCCGUGGUCACCUGGCAUAUGAGUGCCCUUCGGGUCGGUUUAUGGACCGCUACCCCAGGAGGUAUUGAUGGAUGGAAAUUUUACUUGUUACCAGUUAUAUUAAUGUUUCUCUAUAAUUUAAUGAUGAGGACAGAUUGUUGAUUCUCACAGUGAUUGUUGAUUCUCGGUAGUUUAUGUGUUUUGGCUUUACUAUUUUUAAUUUGCUAGAGACAUGACAAUGAUGCCAAUUUAUCGGUCAUUUAUAUUUUGAUAUUGGGCUUGUGUUAGGAAUAAGAAUUUGCUACUGGUAAGACUGUAUUGUAUGCACUGUGCUAUCUGAUGAGGAUGUUUUUUGUUGGUCCA
Molecule: messenger RNA, 1369 nt
Organism: Cajanus cajan (pigeon pea)
Lineage: Eukaryota; Viridiplantae; Streptophyta; Magnoliopsida; Fabales; Fabaceae
Product: zinc knuckle (CCHC-type) family protein
Molecular function (GO): nucleic acid binding; zinc ion binding
Source: RefSeq, a predicted model, not a curated record